Messenger RNA from Cynocephalus volans (Philippine flying lemur), 2172 nucleotides. It is a transcript of the gene TXNRD3, whose product is annotated as thioredoxin reductase 3. Gene Ontology annotation, molecular function: glutathione-disulfide reductase (NADPH) activity; flavin adenine dinucleotide binding; thioredoxin-disulfide reductase (NADPH) activity. Gene Ontology annotation, biological process: cell redox homeostasis; cellular response to oxidative stress; glutathione metabolic process. The transcript has 18 exons. NCBI's taxonomy places the organism in Eukaryota, Metazoa, Chordata, Mammalia, Dermoptera, Cynocephalidae. The coding region runs from base 1 to 2172 and encodes 723 amino acids. The record is from RefSeq and is a predicted model, not a curated record. Gene Ontology annotation, cellular component: mitochondrion; cytosol.
AUGGUUGACGUACCGAGGCACCGAGGCAUGGAGAGGAAGCUGGCGUGGCUGCGGCACAGUGAGCCAGACACCUGGGCAGCAGGUGGCUGGCGGGGCUGGGUGAGCGCAAGAGGAGCGGAAGGCGUUGCACCGAGACCAGGCGGCCCGGGACGCGCACACCACGCCGAGCUACUGCAGGAUGAAGCUCGGCUCGGGCCCCUUCUGAUGGGCAGGCCCGGCCCGGCCGGCAGGGAGAGCGAGGCGCUGGAGCCGCCGGCGCCGCCGCCGCCGCGGGCGCCGGGGCAGGCGGGCGCCGUCCCCAACCGCCGCCUGGGCAGCGUGCGCGGCGUGCCGGAGUUGUCGUCGCCGGGGCGCCGCGCCCGCCUGUCGCCCCCCGGGACCAGCCGCCUGUCCGAGGCCCGCGAGGCCCUGCGGCGCCGCCUGCUGGGCCUCAUCGAGGGCAGCCGCGUGGUGAUCUUCAGCAAGAGCUACUGCCCGCACAGCGCGCGGGUUAAAGAACUCUUUUCCUCUUUGGGAGUUGACUGUAAUAUCCUGGAACUUGAUCAAGUUGAUGAUGGGGCCAGUGUUCAGGAAGUGCUGUCAGAAAUCACUAAUCAGAAAACCGUGCCCAAUAUCUUUGUGAAUAAAGUUCACGUGGGCGGAUGCGACCAGACGUUUCAGGCACAUCAGAGUGGUUUGUUACAGAAGCUCCUUCAGAAAGAUUCAGCAUAUGAUUACGAUCUCAUUGUCAUUGGUGGUGGUUCUGGUGGCCUUGCCUGCGCGAAGGAAGCUGCCAUUUUGGGAAAGAAAGUUAUGGUGCUAGACUUUGUGGUCCCGUCACCUCAGGGCACAUCCUGGGGGCUCGGUGGUACGUGUAUAAAUGUAGGCUGUAUUCCUAAGAAACUGAUGCACCAAGCUGCCCUUCUGGGGCAGGCGCUAUGUGACUCAACGAAGUUUGGCUGGGAAUGUGACCAACAGGUGAGGCACAACUGGAAGAACAUGACAGAAGCGAUUCAGAACCACAUCGGCUCUCUAAAUUGGGUCUACAGGUUGUCUUUGAGGGAAAAGGCUGUGACCUAUGUCAAUUCCUAUGGAGAAUUUGUUGAACAUUAUAAAAUAAAGGCAACCAAUAGAAAAGGACAGGAAACUUGUUAUACUGGGGCAAAAUUCGUCAUAGCAACAGGUCAAAGGCCACGGUAUUUAGGAAUUGAAGGAGAUAAAGAAUACUGUAUUACUAGCGAUGACCUUUUUUCUCUGCCUUAUUGCCCUGGCAAAACGUUGGUAGUGGGUGCCUCUUAUGUUGCUCUGGAAUGUGCAGGAUUUCUUGGUGGCCUUGGCUUAGAUGUCACGGUUAUGGUGCGCUCCAUCCUUCUUCGUGGCUUUGAUCAAGAAAUGGCAGAGAAAGUGGGUUCCUACAUGGAACAGCAUGGUGUUAAGUUCUUAAGAAAGUUUAUACCCGUGGUGAUUCAACAGUUGGAGAAAGGUUCACCUGGAAAGCUGAAAAUAUUGGCUAAAUCCACUGAAGGACCAGAAACUAUUGAAGGAGUAUAUAACACAGUUUUGAUAGCAAUUGGUCGUGACUCCUGUACAAGGAAACUAGGCUUGGAGACGAUUGGUGUCAAAAUCAAUGAGAAGAGUGGCAAAAUACCAGUAAAUGAUGUGGAACAGACCAGUGUGCCCUAUGUCUAUGCUGUUGGGGAUGUUUUGGAGGGUAAACCAGAGCUCACUCCUGUAGCUAUACAGGCAGGCAGGCUGCUAGCUCGAAGACUUUUUGGAGGCUCUUUAGAAAAGUGUAAUUAUACUAAUGUUCCAACUACAGUGUUUACUCCUCUGGAAUAUGGUUGCUGUGGAUUAUCUGAAGAGAAAGCUAUUGAAGUAUAUAAGAAAGAGAAUCUAGAAGUAUAUCAUACUUUUUUCUGGCCUCUUGAAUGGACAGUAGCUGGCAGAGACAACAAUGCUUGUUAUGCAAAGAUAAUCUGCAAUAAAUUCGACAAUGAACGGGUGGUAGGAUUUCAUAUUCUUGGACCAAAUGCUGGUGAGGUUACCCAAGGAUUUGCAGUGGCAAUGAAAUGUGGGCUCACUAAACAGCUACUCGAUGACACCGUUGGAAUUCACCCCACGUGCGGGGAGGUAUUCACAACUUUGGAAAUCACAAAGUCAUCGGGACUAGACGUCACCCAGAAAGGCUGCUGA